AUGGGAAAGGACAAGACGGCGGCCCUGGAGCGCGCGAAGAAGGCGACGGCGACGGCAAAGGGGAAGAAGACGGCCCAGGGGACGUCCUCGCGGUCCGGUCUGCCGCCGGGCUGGAUCCAGGGAGAUUGGAUCCGCUCCACCGUUGAGCGGGAUGACCUGGAGAAGCUCGUCGAGGAUGGCCUGAUUGCUGACAAGUCUUGGAGAUUGCCGGAGGGGGAAUCGGAGCCUCAGCCACGCGAGGACGAGCAUGUCCUCCUCGCCACCCAUAUUUACACCAAGAUGUACUCGAUGCCCAACGGAGAGCAGUUCCAGGAGGGAGAGGAGAGCACAGACGAGAGUGGCGACUGGCAAUCCCCAAAUGACGAAGAUGAUGACAGCGACGACUUGGGCGGUAGUGAGGAAAUUGACUCGCCGCCCCGCUCAGAACAUCGAUCUAAACAGACCCACGACCCUGCAGGUGAGCGCGGCAAGGCAGCUCCUCCAAGCGCACAGGUGCAAAAGCGCAUUCGGACUUCGUCGCCAGAACCGACUGAGAAGGCUGUGAAACAACUCAAGACCGCCCCUUCGAAGCCUCGGAAGGCCUUGCCCAAGAUCAAGGUGGAUGUUCUUGUUGCCUCUACCGCUGCUACUUCCGGGACGUCCGUGGACAUUGACAAGGAGCAGGACGACAAGGAGACUGCAGACAUGGCCACUUCUAGAGCGGUCGAGUCUUUUGCAGCGCCGCCACAUGUUACUGAUCUCCCGGACAACGACGACCAUGAAGACGGGCCACAGAAGAACACAGGGAAAAAGGGCACGACUUUGAGUAAGAAGGUGCCUGCCAGCAAGGCAUCUCACUCGACUCUAGUGCCAGAACCAGUCGCCCAACGAUUCGGGGAUCUGAUUCGAGCUUCUGUUUCUUUUGCCGACCCUGUGUCGACUGAUCGUCCUUCGGCGUCGACUGCUCAGGCCCCUGCUCUGACUGUGCAACUCCAGACUUCAGCUCCUCUGGCUGCCUUGACUGUUCCACCAACUCCACUCUUUGUUACCCAUCAUGGCCCAAAGGACCAAGUAAGCGCUGCUAAGGAAGCCAUUCGCCAAGCAGGUCUUAUGAUGGAGCAAAUGAAGGUGGUGCAUGAGGCUAGCAAGGCUGCGUACGACGCCAGCUCUGCUCUUCAAACCAAUGUCCAGAUGUCCGUGGAUGAGCGUUUUGAAACCUUUAAUGUGCAUCUAUCAUGA
Messenger RNA from Aegilops tauschii subsp. strangulata, 1218 nucleotides. NCBI's taxonomy places the organism in Eukaryota, Viridiplantae, Streptophyta, Magnoliopsida, Poales, Poaceae. The record is from RefSeq and is a predicted model, not a curated record.